Molecule: messenger RNA, 6143 nt
Organism: Chelmon rostratus (copperband butterflyfish)
Lineage: Eukaryota; Metazoa; Chordata; Actinopteri; Chaetodontiformes; Chaetodontidae
Product: E3 ubiquitin-protein ligase DTX4-like
Exons: 12
Coding region: 417-2690 (757 amino acids)
Biological process (GO): Notch signaling pathway; protein ubiquitination
Cellular component (GO): nucleoplasm
Molecular function (GO): ubiquitin protein ligase activity; zinc ion binding
Source: RefSeq, a predicted model, not a curated record
CUACGGGAGAGAAACACACUCUAGCAGAUGCUAUCCGUGUCCCACCCAGCCCGGUUCUGUCGGGAUUUACAUGCAGACACAUGUGGCUCGACCCGUCCAAGAUAUAAGAACCUGAACGCCGGUUUUUAAACGCGUUUUCCCCGCAGCGAGGACGCGAAAGGCCGCCGCUGGGAACCAACGGCUCGCCGGAGAAGCUUCGGUGUGUCUGGAGCGAGGACCAGCCGACCCAAACCACAACAUUUAGGCCGCUUCAUCGUCUGCUAACUUCGGGGCAGUUUAGCAUCGCAUCACGGUGUUACGACGAAGGCAGUCGAGCGAGGACCGCGAUUUUCCGUCCCCGCUUGGCCAUGCGAGGAGCUCGGGUGUUCGUCGGAGAAUGUGCCGCUUUCUCCCGGCGCUAGCUCAGCCGCGGCUCCAUGGCCAACAGUAACAACAUGCUCCUGGCCUCUGCCGUUGUGGUGUGGGAAUGGCUGAACGAACACGGCCGGUGGCGGCCCUACAGCCCCGCCGUCUCCCACCAGAUAGAGGCGGCCAUCCGGAGCAGCGACCCCCGCGGAGGGAGCGUGGUCCUCGGCCAGGUGGACAGCCGGCUCUCGCCGUACAUCAUAGACCUCCAGUCCAUGCACCAGUUCAGGCAGGACACAGGGACCAUCCGUCCGGUGCGGAGGAGUUUCUAUGACCCAGGCUCGGCCCCGGGUCAGGGCUGGCAGUGGGAGUGGGAGAACGAUGCGGGUACGUGGACGCCUUACGACAUGGAGGUGGCCAUCGCCAUCGAGAAUGCCCACAACCGCCAGCAGCCCUGCCUUGACCUGACACCUCUUGGCUUCUGCUACCUCAUUGAUUUUAAGAACAUGACACAGGUGAACAGACAGAGCCAGAGGUGUCGGAGGAUCCAGAGACGUGCUGACAUGGCCUACCCUUUAGUGUCUGGUCCUCUCCCACUACCCAAAGGAGGAGGUGUAGGAGGAGGUGGAGGCCUAACAGGAGCCCUGCUGGGUGUUGGGGUGUCGGGGACCAGUUUGGGGAUUGGAAGCUCUGUCUACCCUAAUGGGGGCUUACCAGCUACUGGACUGGGUCAGCCUUGUUCCUGCCAGCAGUGCAUGCUGGUCCUUAGUGUGAAGACCAAUACAGGAGGAGCAGGGGGAGGAGGAGCAGCGAUACAGACUUUAGGCAGACGCUCGCUAACAGUGCAGCGGCCCAAGAACUCUGUACCCACCACCUCCAAACCUCUGAGUCCAUCCAAAUCAGCCACUCUGGGACGAGGACAGCAGCAGAACUCCAACUCCAACUCCAACUACUAUCAGACGCUGCCGCACGGCCUCGCCAUUUCCAAAAACACCGCCUCUCCGCGACGGAACGCACAGCUCUUUGCUCAGUCGCUGGCCGCCCUCACAGCAGGCACCUCCUCUCUAGGUAUCUCCUCGUCUUUCAACAGGCCGCCUCCGCCGUCCCUCCCGCCUCCUCAGCCUCCAUCAUCCAACCCAAAUCUGAACCCUCCGUCUGUUCCGGCCAAGCAGUCCUCAUCGUCAGCCAACGAAUCAGUGCCAACCGCCACAUUAAUUUCCCCUGCCAACAACGUGACCACGCCACCCUCUCCCGUGCCCUCUCCAUCGCCAGUGGUGAUGAAGCCACAGCGAGUGCCGUCGUCCGCGGCUACAGUGUGCCAUGCCCCAUUGCCACAGAGAUCGAGCCUAGCUGGGCUGAGCAGACCAGCGUUACAGAGGAUUGCAAUGGCCCAGUCCAGAGCGCUCAUAGCAUCAGGCGUGCCCACCGUCCCAGUGAAGAACCUCAAUGGAUCCAGUCCUGUUCACCCUGCACUGGCCGGGAUCACAGGUAUCCUGAUGAGUGCUGCCGCUCUGCCUGUGUGUCUGACCAGGCCUCCUAAACUCGUGCUGCACCCUCCACCUGUCAGCAAGAGCGACAUCAAACCCGUGCCAGGCUUCGGCCACUGCUGCAGGAAGACCACCAAGAAACAGGCUCGCAAGGGUAAAACUCCAGAGGAGGUGGUAAAGAAGUACCUUCAGAAAGUAAAAAGUCCACCAGAGGAGGACUGCACCAUCUGUAUGGAGCCGCUGGGGGGUCCAUCUGGAUAUAAGGGUCCAGGAGUGGGGCCUGUGUCUCGGGCAGAGUCAGUCGGGCGACUAGCACAGUGUGGACACCAGUACCAUUUCCAGUGUCUGGUGGCCAUGUAUAAUAAUGGCAACAAGGACGGCAGUCUUCAGUGUCCCACCUGCAAAACCAUCUACGGCGUAAAGACAGGCAACCAACCGGCAGGGAAGAUGGAGUACCACGUCAUCCCUCACUCUUUACCAGGGCAUCUAGACUGCAAAACCAUACGCAUCAUCUACAACAUACCACCAGGCAUUCAGGGACCAGAGCAUCCGAACCCAGGGAAGCCCUUCACUGCCAGAGGCUUUCCCCGACACUGCUACCUCCCAGACAGCGAGAAAGGACGCAAGGUACUGAGACUGCUCCUGGUGGCCUGGGACCGCAGGUUAAUCUUCUCAGUUGGUACUUCCAGCACUACAGGAGAGUCUGACACCGUCAUCUGGAACGAGGUCCACCACAAAACCGAGUUUGGCUCCAACCUGACGGGCCACGGCUUCCCCGACCCCGGACACCUCGACAAUGUCCUGGAAGAGCUCCGAGCUCAGGGCAUCACGGAGGAUGAUGGACUGAUGGAAAAGUGAGCGGAAAAUCAACCAGAACAGCGGAGGAGGAGACACUCGUGUCAGAGUCGUUAAGGGUGACAGGGAGGACGAGGAGGAAUAGAAUUGAGCCUCACCAUGAAAAGAAGAAGAGGCAGCAGGAAGAGGAAACGAGGAGGUCCUAGACUGAGACACACUCUCUCUACCAGCACUUAAAGGGGUGCUGGGGGACGUUUCGGGUUAUAGACGACAUUGAUUUUGUUUUUCAGAGGUUACCACUUCUCAAGAUGCUGAUUGAGUCACCUCUGGGUUCGCCUGCAAUGCGAGUCUGUCCAGACUUCACAGUUUUCAAGCAAGCACAUCAACAUAAGUAGGAGGCAGUCUGAGGAAGCUACAGCACAGAAAGCGAAGCCACACAGAAUGAUGGCACUCAUGGUAAACGCUCCUAAUGAACAACUAGGUACUAAUUGUUGACCAGUGAGAAUGAAUCGGUACUAAUAUUUAGGACAAAAACAAUUUUACUUUACUGGGUAUAGAGUAACCGGGAAAAGAUGGUAAGAUUUUAGAGCAGUUCAAUGAAAACUGGGAGAGAAAAGACAAAGAGAGAAAGAAGUUGGAGCAGUGGGGGAGGGGACAGGAGAAAGGGGAGCAGGAAUAAUGUAGCAGAAAGAGAGAAAGAUGGCGAAUGAAUGUUGCCUAGGAUAAGAGUAGAGUAAAAUUAACUUGUAUGGUGCUCAACGGGUACUUUAGCUAUCACUAAAAACAAGGAAACCAAGAGUGAUGAAGGAAAGAGAAAGACAGGCCGCUGCGCUUUCUUUGUCCAAACCACCUGCUUGUUGGUGGUUGAACUUUAGUGCUGUUGCUCCCUCUUGUGGUGAAACUGAUGAACUGCACCUCAGCCUGCAAGAUACUGGAACAAAUCAAAAUAUUUACUAUGAGUUAUCCACGCGUUACUUUUUUUUAAUCAUUGUUACUAUAAUCCUCAUUUAACGUCUUUCCAUACUUUACCUCUUGCUUUUGACUUGAUGGGUUUUAUAUGACCUAGGCUCUGUAUGUUUACGACUGUGUGUGAAAUGACAUAAGACCAAUCUAAGGCUGAGUCAUUUGGGCCUAACUGGAGUCUUACAAUUGAGCCAUUGUGGUACAGAUUAACCUUAGAUACACAGGUACCAGUAUUUACUUAUCUAUCUUUAUUUUAUUUUCUCCCUCUUGCCUGUUGGUUGACAUACAGUUUCAGUGGAUUCAGAUGCUGUUGUAUCCUGUCAACAAAAGAAAACAUGGGGAUGUGAAUAAAAACCUGAUGAAGAUUAGCAUUUUGGGGGUUGCCUAGAAUUAAGUGCUCAGGAUUUGCUUCAGGGCCUACAUGUUUAAUUCAAGUUGAAUGAGCUUCACUGUCAGUGCUUGAACCCAAAAGAAUGAACCAAGAGCCUAGGGCUGGUCUCACAGCCAGAUAUCCCUCAGAUUGGGCAUGGGGUUGGAAGGUUGGGAGGGAUGGAGAGGACAAGAGGUCAGACUGAAGCAGAGGUCAUGGCCUGGUCUUCCCAAACACACAGUACCAUUGAGGAGAAAAUAUUCAAAUACAUUUUAGUUUGUCAGUCAAGGCCUCGACAUGGGGUUGUCAGUAACAAGUAGGAAUUGCACCACCAUUCCUCAAAUUACAAAUUAAGCCCACCCAUAGACAAGGAUCCUGCAACAGUCAAAUUCAGUAAAAACACGACUAAACUGGACUUGCUCCUGAUUGGCUGGAAUUACUUGAGCAUAGAUGAAAUCCGUCCAGUCAGAUCAGCUUGCAGCAUCUGAACCAGAAGGCCCUCAAUUUUUGGAUUUACCUCAUUUAAAUCAGAGAGUUUGUUAUCUGUUCAGGGACCAGUAAUACAAGGACACUACAAUUCCUGUGAGAUUAUCAAUUAAGUCAAUAAAUAUUCUUGUAGUUCAGCUUUUUGAGGACAAAAUAAAAGGAAGUGCGUCACUUUGUGCCUGCACCUGAGGAGCAGUGUGACUGCAAAAGGUCAGAUUGUAAAAGACAGACAAUAUGGGACCUUUUUGACUUCAUGGCCUCAGAAAGAAAACUAGUAGCGUCAGUCUAAUCUCACACCUCUUCUUAUCCUACCCCUCCUGACUGAUAAUCAACACACUGCCCAGUCUCUGAGUUGGGUCUAUAAAUGACCCCCCAUUACAAUGUUACAAGACUUGUGCAUGUGUGUAUGUGCGUGUGUGAGAAAGAAUCUGUGUACCUGUAUUCUACCAACAUGCUCCCAGUUUUAGGGUAUCUCAGUACUCUGUGGGAAUCACAUCAUCCUUCAGCUCUAAUGAUGAUGGUACUCCCACCAUAACUUCUUAAUUAUGUUUUUUAAUGUGAAAUAUAGUUACACCUUUGCUUUUUAAUAGUAUUCUUGACACUAUCAUAGAGUAAAUUGCCUUUUUUCAUUUUUUACAUUUAUGUUGUAUUAAUAAUGCCCUUUUACAUUUGUUACUAUUGGUUUACAAGGACAGUGUUGUUAAAUACAGUGUCUUUUUUUAUUCUGUACAGAAGUUAAGCUGAUUUGCGUCGUCUUUUCUUUGGAAAAGGAAUUUGAUGGUAGACUUUUAUCUGAGUGAAAAAUGUAAUGAAUUUUGGGAGCAAGUCAAACCCUGGUACCCUCACGCUUCUGUGAGGUAAACAAUACUUUCAUUUUCUACAAAUCAUCUGCACUGAGCCUGGAUCUGCCUACUGGAGCUCUUAAUGUGUGUCACCCUGAAAGGUUUCAGAGCAGAUUUGUUGGACAUGGUUUUGGUCUUUGUCCACCUCUCUGUUAGCAGCAGAAUUGUUCAUGUGCAGGUGGCAUGAUGAAAAUGGUUGUUUUAAACAUUGUAAACUGUUAUAAAAUCACAAUUUCCUCUUGUGUUGUAGCAGUUUUCUUGCUCUCUUGACCCAAACACUGCACAAUGACUUAGGAAAACACAGAUUUUGUAUGAUCAGUAAGUCCCUUAUGUUGCUUUUACUUUGUCUUUUUUAUCAUUAAAGGUAUGGCUUUGAUUUCUGAACAAUGAACAAGAAAUUAAAAUGAAUGUCAUGACCAGUUUUAUCACUAUUUCUCUUGACUUUGGCUGAAUUGGAUGACUUGAGUCUGAUGUGGCCAUGAUUUUGUUAUUGUACGGUUAAAAAGAUGAAUGAUUACCUUCAGCCUCAAGCGUCUUUGCGAGAGACUAAUGGUUGAUUUACAGGCUUUGAUCCAGGGUGUGCAGUGUGUGAAACUAUUUGCGCAAUGUGUCAAACAGCUAUGACGAUUAACUCACAUUUUCAGUUUUGUCCCAUUUUUCUAUGUGGAUUUCUCUCCCAUCACCUGUUCUCAUUACAACUGAAGACAAUAUCUUCUCCAAAUGUCGGUGGAUCAGGGCCUCCUGUGACGAGUCUUCUUUUGUUUCUUGGGGGUGGGGGUGGUGGCAGAGGGGUGAUGGGUGCUUGUAUGAGAGAGCGAGCAUUAAACCUGAUGAGAAAAGGCAAAGUGUAAAUAU